ACACACACACACAUUCUGCUGGGCGAGCAGCAGCUUCCACUCGAGUGGAGCUGAGGGACAGGCUGCAGUAGUAGUGGAGCUCUGGCUCUCCCCCCUCACCGCGCACACCUCCUCCUCCCCUGCAUGGCUGUGGAUUUAGCUAUGUGCUAAUAGCGACAGGAGGAGGCUGAGGAGCGGCCGGCGCGGAGCUGCGAGCCCACGUACGGCGGAGGCUGCCACAGUCCGAACAGGCUCCCGAACAGCCAUGGCUGACGGCGGAGAAGGAGAAGACGAGAUACAGUUUCUACGGACGGAUGAUGAGGUGGUGCUGCAGUGUGUGGCCUGCAUCCAGAAAGAGAAUCGCAAGUUCUGCCUUUCUGCUGAAGGACUCGGCAAUCGGCUGUGCUACCUGGAGCCCACCUCAGAGGCCAAGUAUGUUCCUCCAGACCUCUGCAUCUGUAACUUUGUGCUGGAACAGUCGCUUUCAGUCCGGGCGCUGCAGGAGAUGCUGGCCAAAACUGGGCAAAAUAACGAUAGACUCGUUAGAAAGGCAGCUCAUGGAGGCGGCCACAGAACACUGUUAUAUGGACACGCCAUACUCCUCCGACACUCCUUCAGUGGAAUGUACCUGACCUGCUUGAAGACAUCCAGAUCGCUGACAGAUAAGUUGUCUUUCGAUGUGGGACUUCAGGAGGACUCGACAGGUGAGGCUUGUUGGUGGACUAUCCACCCCGCCUCUAAGCAAAGAUCCGAGGGGGAGAAAGUUCGGAUUGGUGACGACCUCAUACUCGUCAGUGUAUCAUCUGAGCGCUAUCUUCACCUGUCCAUUUCCAAUGGCAACAUCCAGGUGGAUGCUUCCUUCAUGCAAACCCUGUGGAACGUCCACCCUACCUGUUCAGGCAGUAAUGUGGAGGAAGGAUAUCUCCUUGGCGGUCAUGUGAUGCGCUUGUUCCAUGGCCAUGAUGAGGUUUUGACCAUACCAGGCUCAGAUCAGAGUGAGGAGCAGCAGAGAAUAGUGAACUACGAGACGGGCAAGGUAGGAGCCAAGGCCAGGUCUCUAUGGAGGUUGGAGCCUCUACGGAUCAGUUGGUGUGGCAGUCACAUCCGCUGGGGCCAGCCAUUCCGCCUGCGUCAUCUCACCACUGGUCAUUACCUGGCCCUGACAGAGGACAGAGGGCUGGUGCUGCAGGACCGGGAGAAAUCGGACACCGCCUCCACAGCCUUGUGCUUCCGAGCCUCCAAGGAGAAGCUGGAAUCAAGCCCGAAGCGCGAUAUUGAGGGGAUGGGGGUGGCUGAGAUUAAGUAUGGGGACUCGCUUUGCUUCGUCAUGCACAUGGCCACAGGCUUGUGGCUCUCUUACCAGGCACCGGACGUCAAGUCAACCCGUUUGGGGCCUCUCAAGAGACGGGCCUGCCUUCAUGCAGAAGGACAUAUGGACGACGGUUUUACCCUCCAGCGCUGUCAACAUGAAGAGUCACGUGCUGCCCGCAUCAUCCGCAACACUACCAGACUCUUCAGUCGUUUCAUCAGAGACCUGGACAAUCUAGCUGGGAAAAAUCGUGUGAUCAUGCUUCUGCCAAUCGAGGAGGUCCUCCAGACCCUCAAUGACCUGAUCACUUAUUUCCGGCUACCUAAUGCUGAGCUGGAGCAUGAGGAGAAACAGAUAAAGCUGCGCUCCCUCAAGAAUCGCCAGAACCUCUUCAAGCAAGAGGGAAUGCUGACUCUGGUGUCUAACUGUAUCGAUCGCUUGAGUGUGUACAACAGUGCGGCACACUUUGGAGAGUGUGCAGGAGAAGAGGCAGGAGCAGCCUGGAAAGACAUCCUCAACCUGCUCUAUGAGCUGCUGGCUGCUUUGAUCCGUGGAAAUAGAAAUAAUUGCACACAGUUCUCCCAAAACCUCGACUGGCUGGUCAGUAAACUGGAGCGACUGGAGUCAUCAUCAGGGAUUCUGGAGGUCCUCCACUGCAUCCUAAUCGAGAGUCCGGAGGCACUCAACAUCAUUCAGAGAGGACAUAUUAAGUCCAUCAUCUCGCUGCUAUACAAACAUGGUCGCAACCACAAGAUUCUAGAUGUUCUCUGCUCUCUCUGUGUUUGUAAUGGAGUGGCUGUGAGAGCCAAUCAGAACCUAAUCUGUGAUCAUCUGCUCCCAAAGAGAGACCUGCUACUUCAGACACGGUUGGUCAAUGAUGUACAAAGCAUGAGACCGAACAUCUUUCUGGGUGUGAGGGAAGGUUCAGCUCAGUAUAAGAAGUGGUACUUUGAGCUGAUGAUUGACCAGGUGGAGCACUUCAUGACUAGUGAGCCUACUCACCUUCGGGUCGGGUGGGCCUCCACCAAAGGCUAUGCCCCUUACCCAGGGGGUGGAGAGGGCUGGGGCGGGAAUGGAGUUGGUGAUGACCUCUACUCUUACGGCUUCGAUGGACUUUAUUUGUGGUCUGGGAGAAUUCCACGAACGGUGGCUUCAGUAAACCAGCACAUUCUCACAUCAGACGAUGUGGUAAGCUGCUGUUUGGACUUGGGUGUUCCCAGCAUCUCCUUCAGGAUCAAUGGUCAGCCCGUGCAAGGCAUGUUCGAAAACUUCAACACUGACGGCCUCUUCUUCCCUGUGGUCAGCUUCUCUGCUGGGGUCAAGGUGCGCUUCCUUUUAGGUGGUCGUCAUGGAGACUUCAAGUUCCUGCCUCCGUCAGGCUAUGCACCAUGCUAUGAAGCCUUGCUGCCCAAAGAGAAGAUGAGGGUUGAGCCAGUGAAGGAGUACAAGAGAGACAUGGACGGAGUGAGAGACCUGCUGGGCACCACACAGUUUCUGUCCCAGGCCUCUUUCAUACCCACACCAGUGGACACCUCUCAGAUUGUUAUGCCUCCUCACCUGGAGAAAGUACGCGACAGACUGGCUGAGAACAUCCAUGAGCUUUGGGCUAUGAACAAGAUCGAACUUGGCUGGUCAUAUGGCAAGAGGAUAAGAGAUGAUAAUAAAAGGCAGCACCCCUGCCUGGUGGAUUUCUCCAAGCUUCCUGAAACGGAGAGGAAUUACAACCUGCAGAUGUCAACAGAGACCUUGAAGACUCUGUUGGCUCUGGGCUGCCAUGUGGUUCAAGUCAAUAUCAACGCUGAGGAGGACCUGAAAAAAGUCAAACUCCCAAAGAACUACAUGAUGUCUAAUGGCUACAAACCCACCCCGUUGGAGCUGUCUGAUGUGAAGCUGACCCCUAGUCAAGAGCUCCUGGUUGACAAACUAGCAGAGAACGCCCACAAUGUUUGGGCCAAGGAUCGGAUCAAACAGGGCUGGACUUACGGCAUACAGCAGGAUCUGAAGAGCAAGCGCAAUCCUCGCCUGGUGCCAUAUGCUUUGCUUGAUGAGCGCACCAAGAAGUCAAACAGGGACAGCCUCCGUGAAGCCAUCCGCACGCUAAUCGGAUACGGCUACAACAUUGAGCCUCAAGACCAGGAAGGGGGUCACAUGGUGGAGAGACUGAGCAUUGAUAAGAUCCGGUUCUUCCGCUUGGAGAGGACUUAUGCGGUGACGACGGGGAAGUGGUAUUUUGAGUUUGAGGCAGUGACCGGAGGAGAUAUGAGGGUAGGCUGGGCUCGGCCCGGUGCGCGGCCUGAUGUGGAACUGGGAACCGAUGACCAGGCAUACGUCUUUGAUGGCUAUAAGGGUCAUCGUCUCCAUCAGGGCAGUCGUUUGUUUGGCCGUUGCUGGCAUGCUGGGGAUGUGGUGGGCUGCAUGAUAAACAUGGAGGACAAGUCCAUGAUCUUCACCCUCAAUGGAGAAAUUCUUAUCACAAACAAGGGCUCUGAGCUCUGCUUCGCUGACUUCGAGACUGACGAGGGCUUUAUUCCGGUCUGCAGCCUGGGGCUUUCGCAAGUUGGUCGCAUGAACCUGGGCAAGGACGCCAGCACCUUCAAGUACUACACCAUGUGUGGCCUUCAGGAAGGGUUUGAACCUUUCGCUGUCAACAUGAAUCGGGAAGUCACCAUGUGGUUCAGCAAACGCCUUCCUACCUUUGUCAACGUGCCCAAAGCUCACAGUCAUAUUGCAGUCACAAGGAUCGACGGCACUAUUGAUAGCCCUCCGUGUCUGAAAGUGACCCACAAGACCUUUGGGACUCAGAACAGUAAUGCUGACAUGGUGUUCUGCCGUCUGAGCAUGCCCGUGGAGUUCCACUCGACCUUCAAGAGUGGUCCUAAUAUUGACAUGAAUGGAGUACAUGAAGAGGAGCCGCUCAAACUCAGACACAGGCAUCCUGUGAAAUCUAUGAAACAUAUCGACGAUGGAAGAAGAACCGACUACAGUACUAUUACAACCUACUACCACUCGGUUCGGGUGUUUGCUGGCCAAGAUCCCUCCUGUGUUUGGGUUGGCUGGGUCACCCCUGACUACCAUUAUUAUAGCAACUUCUUCAACCUCAGUAAGAACCGCACUGUAACAGUUACACUGGGGGAUGAGCGAGGCCGAGUUCAUGAGAGUGUGAAAAGGAGCAACUGCUACAUGGUGUGGGGAGGAGAUAUCAGUAGCGCUACCCAUUCGUCCAGCAGGAGUAAUGUGGAUUUGGAGAUUGGUUGCCUGAUUGAUGUGGCUACUGGGUUGGUAAACUUCACAGUCAAUGGCAAAGAGCUAGCAACUUCAUACCAGGUUGAGCCCAACACAAAGCUUUUCCCUGCUGUAUUUGUAAGGCCCACCAGCCCGAAUCUGUUCCAGUUAGAACUGGCCAAGAUCAAGAAUGCUAUGCCACUCUCAUCAGCAAUCUUUAAGAGCGAGCACAAGAACCCAGUUCCCCAGUGUCCACCUCGGCUGGACGUCCAGACCAUUAAGUCAGUGCUGUGGAGCCGGAUGCCAAACACCUUCCUGAAAGUGGAGACAACCCGGGUCAGCGAAAGGCACGGCUGGCAGGUGCAGUGCCUGGAGCCCUUGCAGAUGCUGGCAGUGCACAUACCAGAGGAGAACCGCUGUGUGGACAUCAUGGAGCUCUCUGAGCAGGAAGAGCUGCGCAAGUUCCAUUACCACACACUAAAGCUUUACUGUGCUCUCUGCGCCCUCGGCAACACCCGCGUAGCCCAUGCCCUCUGCAGCCACCUUGACCAGUCGCAGCUCCUCUACGCCAUUGACAACCAGUACCUGUCCGGCAUGCUGCGCGAAGGCUUCUACAACGUUCUUAUAUGCAUCCACCUGGAGACAGCCAAAGCUUCCCGUCUUAUGAUGAACAAUGAGUUUAUUAUCCCUGUUACGCCAGAGACCCGCAGCAUCAGGCUCUUUCCGGAUGUUUCCAAGCACCACCAGCCUCCAGGUGUUGGACUUAGCACAUCCCUAAAGCCCAGGCUUAGCUUUGCCCCACCCUGUUUCAUCAGCACCAAGCGUGACCAACAUCUCUACAGUCCUGAAAUCCCUCUAGAGAUUCUGAGGGAGAAAGCAAUUAGCAUGCUAACAGAGGCUGUUCAAGGUGGAGGAGACCAUAUCAGAGAUCCUGUAGGGGGCAGCGUGGAGUAUCAGUUUGUGCCCAUUCUACGACUAAUUAGUACAUUGCUUACCAUGGGCGUGCUUGCCAGCCAGGACAUUCACAUGAUCUUGCUCCUCAUUGAGCCCGGUGUUUUUGGGGAGAAGAAGGAGGAUGGUGUUGGGGAGCCUACAGAGAAGGAAGGAGUGACAGGAGCAGAAGAGAAGGCAGUGGAGGCCGGAGAGGAAGAUGCCAAAGACGCCAAGCAGCCAAUCAGAGGACUGCUAGAGAAGAGAUUGCCUGAGUCAGUAAAACGGCAGAUGUGCGAACUUCUUCACUACUUUUGUGACUGUGAGCUAAGGCACCGCAUUGAGGCUGUCGUGUCCUUCUCUGAUACCUUUGUGUCAAAACUGCAGUACAACCAAAAGUUCCGAUACAACGAGUUAAUGCUGGCUCUUAACAUGUCUGCUGCGGUCACCGCUAAGAAGACCAAAGAGUUUCGCUCACCACCACAGGAACAGAUCAACAUGCUGUUGAACUUCAGUAUGGGGGAGGACUGUCCAUGCCCUGAGGACAUACAGGAGGAGCUCUAUGACUUCCACAACGAGCUCCGUCUACACUGUGGUAUUCCUAUGGAGGAGGAGGAAGAGGAGCAGGACACGUCAAUUAAAGGCCGCCUGCUGGCUCUGGUCUACAAGAUUAAGGGACAGCCACACAGAGCAGAAGAGAAGCCGAUGGAAAAAGAACAAGCUGCUCCCUCUAAUCUGAAGGAGUUGGUCUCUCAGACGAUGGUGAGCUGGGCUCAGGAGAGUCAUAUUCAGGACCCGCAGCUGGUGCGGAUGAUGUUCAGCCUGCUGCGGCGGCAGUAUGACAGCAUCGGCGAGCUGCUGCGUGCCAUGCGCAAGAGCUACAGCAUCAGUGCUGCUUCUGUCCAUGACACCAUCAACCUGCUGGCCUCACUGGGCCAGAUCCGCUCACUGCUCAGUGUCCGCAUGGGCAAGGAGGAGGAGCAGCUCAUGAUAGACGGCCUUAGUGACAUCAUGAACAACAAAGUGUUUUACCAGCACCCCAACCUGAUGAGAAUACUGGGCAUGCAUGAGACCGUCAUGGAGGUUAUGGUGAAUGUGCUCGGGGGAGGCAAAUCUCAGGAAAUUGCAUUCCCUAAAAUGGUUGCUAGCUGCUGUCGCUUUCUGUGCUACUUCUGUCGAAUCAGCCGUCAGAACCAAAAGGCCAUGUUUGACCACCUGAGCUACCUGCUGGAGAACAGCAGCGUGGGGCUGGCAUCUCCAUCCAUGAGAGGCUCCACUCCUCUGGAUGUAGCUGCGUCCUCUGUGAUGGACAACUAUGGCCUUGCACUUGCACUCGAGGAACCUGACCUGGAAAAGGUGGUAACAUAUCUGGCUGGCUGUGGACUACAGAGCUGCCCCAUGCUGCUUGCUAAAGGCUAUCCAGAUAUAGGGUGGAACCCCAUUGAGGGGGAGCGCUAUCUCUCCUUUCUUCGCUUUGCUGUCUUUGUCAAUGGUGAGAGUGUGGAGGAGAACUCCAGUGUGGUAGUGAAGUUGCUGAUUCGUCGGCCCGAGUGUUUUGGCCCCGCCCUGCGUGGAGAGGGAGGAAACGGACUGCUGGCUGCAAUGAAGGAGGCUAUUAAAAUAUCAGAGACACCAGCACUUGACCUGCCCAGCACAGCCCAGGGCCUCCUAUCAGACGCAUCUACUGAGGAUGAUGAAGAGGAAGAGGUGGUUCACAUGGGCAAUGCCAUUAUGUCCUUCUACUCAGCUCUCAUUGAUCUUCUGGGACGAUGUGCACCCGAAAUGCAUCUGAUCAAUAAGGGUAAAGGGGAGGCUCUGAGAAUCCGAGCUAUCCUGCGCUCUCUAGUCCCCACCGAAGACCUGGUUGGCAUCAUCAGUAUUCCACUCAAGAUGCCUGUAGUCAAUAAAGAUGGUAGUGUGACUGAGCCCGACAUGUCUGCCUGUUUCUGUCCUGAUCACAAGUCACCCAUGGUGCUGUUUCUGGACAGAGUCUAUGGCAUAGAAGACCAGAGCUUCCUCCUGCAUCUGCUGGAGGUGGGCUUUCUGCCUGACCUGCGGGCUGCCACCUCCAUGGACACGGACACACUGAGGACCACUGAGACAGCUCUGGCUAUGAACCGGUACAUCGGUUCGGCCAUGUUGCCACUUCUGACCCGCUGUGCCACUCACUUUGCCAAUACAGAGCACCACGCAGCACUCAUUGACUCUACGCUCCACACCAUCUACCGGCUGUCCAAGGGCUCCUCACUCACCAAGGCCCAGAGAGAUGCCAUCGAGGAGUGCCUGCUGGCCGUCUGCAAGUACUUGAGACCCUCCAUGCUUCAGCAGUUGUUGCGUCGGCUGGUGUUUGAUGUGCCUUUGCUGUCUGAGUAUUGUAAGAUGCCUCUCAAGCUUUUGACUAACCACUAUGAGCAGAACUGGAAGUAUUACUGCCUGCCCUCUGGUUGGGGCAGUUAUGGGAUGGCCUCUGAGGAAGAGCUGCUGCUCACUAAGAAGAUUUUCUGGGGAAUCUUUGAUUCACUCUCACAAAAGAAGUAUGAACAGGAGCUGUUUAAGAUGGCCAUGCCAUGUCUGAGUGCUAUAGCUGGAGCUUUGCCACCAGACUAUGUGGACUCAUCUCUUAGCACCACACUGGAGAAGCCGGUCUCAGUGGAUGCUCAGGGCAACUUUGACCCCCGACCCAUCAGCACCACCAACAUUUCUCUUCCAGAGAAGCUGGAGUACAUCUCUAACAAGUAUGCUGAGCACUCCCAUGACAAAUGGUCCGCGGAGAAGGUAGUUUUGGGCUGGAAGUAUGGAGAUACCAUUGACGAGAAAGCCAAGACUCACCCCAUGUUGAGAUCUUACAAAUCACUCACAGAGAAGGAAAAGGAUGUUUACCGUUUUCCAGUGAAAGAGUCUUUAAAGAGCAUGAUAGCCAUGGGCUGGAACAUUGACAGGACCAAAGAAGGAGAGACCGUGUUUCAGCAACGGGAGAAUGAAAAGAUGCGCAAAAUCUCCCAGGUGUCUCAGGGUAGUGGCUUCAACCCAAGUCCAAUAGAUAUGAGUAACGUGCUUCUGUCUCGAGAGCUGCAGGCAAUGGUAGAGGUAGUAGCAGAAAACUACCACAAUAUUUGGGCAAAGAAGAAAAAGAGUGACCUGGGAGCAAAAGGUGGAGGAACACAUCCUUUGUUGGUGCCAUAUGACACCCUCACAGCCAAAGAGAAAGCUAAAGACCGAGAGAAAGCGCAGGAUUUGUUCCGCUUCCUCCAAGUCAAUGGCUAUGCCAUUACCAGGGGUUUGAAGGAUAUGGAGCAGGACUCUUCCUCAAUGGAGAAAAGGUUUGCCUAUAAAUUCCUGAAGAAGCUGCUGAAAUAUGUGGACUCUGCACAAGAGUUCAUUGCACACCUGGAGGCUAUGGCUAUUAGUGGGAGGAAUGACAGGUCACCUCAUGAGCAAGAAAUCAAGUUCUUUGCCAAGGUGCUUCUGCCACUCAUAGACCAGUACUUCAAGAACCACUCUCUCUACUUCCUCUCCUCACCCAGCAAGAACCUAAGCAGCAGCGGCUAUGCCACCAACAAGGAGAAGGAGAUGGUCACCAGUCUUUUCUGUAAACUGGCAGCUCUUGUCAGACACAGGAUUUCUCUCUUUGGAAGUGACUCGACCACAAUGGUUAGCUGCCUUCACAUCCUGGCCCACACACUCGAUACCAGAACAGUGAUGAAGUCCGGCUCUGAGCUGGUUAAGGCAGGCUUGAGGACUUUCUUUGAGAAUGCAGCAGAGGAUCUGGAGAAGACUCUGGAGAAUCUGAAGCUGGGGAAGUUCACUCACUCCCGCAGUCAGAUGAAGGGCGUGUCUCAGAAUAUCAACUACACCACAGUAGCCCUGCUGCCCAUCCUAACCGCCCUGUUUGAGCACAUCACUGAGCAUCAGUUUGGGGUGGACCUGCUGUUGGAUGAUGUCCAGGUGUCUUGCUAUCGAAUCCUGACCAGUCUUUAUUCACUGGGAACUGGAAAGAACAUCUAUGUGGAAAGACAGCUUCCAGCUCUAGGGGAAUGUUUGGCAACUCUGGCAGGAGCCAUGCCUGUGGCCUUUUUGGAGCCUCACCUCAAUACACACAACCCCUGUUCUGUCUUUAACUCCAAGACAGCACGAGAGCGGGCCAUCUUAGGCAUGCCAGACACUGUAGAAGAGAUGUGUCCAGAAGUGCCUCGUCUGGACUGUUUAAUGAAGGACAUUAAUGACAUGUCCGAGUCUGGAGCCCGCUACACUGAAAUGCCUCACGUCAUUGAGGUGGUGUUGCCCAUGCUGUGUAACUAUUUGUCUUACUGGUGGGAGAGAGGCCCAGAGAACCAGCCAAAGAGUGCAGCAACUGUCUGCAGUACCACUGUCACCUCUGAGCAACUCAGCAUCAUCCUAGGGAACAUCCUUAAGAUCCUGAACAGCAAUCUGGGCAUCGAUGAGGCCUCCUGGAUGAAGAGGAUAGCAGUGUACGCUCAGCCAAUCAUCAGCAAGGCCAGGGCAGACCUUUUGAAGGCACACUUUCUGCCCACGCUGGAGAAGCUGAAGAAGAAGGCUGUUAAGGUAGUGGCAGAAGAGGAGCUUCUGAAGGCUGACAGCAAGGGCGACACCCAGGAGGCAGAGCUGCUGAUCCUUGAUGAGUUUGCAGUGCUGUGCAGAGAUCUAUAUGCCUUCUACCCCAUGCUUAUUCGUUAUGUGGACAACAGCAGGUCGAGGUGGCUGAAAGAACCUGAUGCUGACUCCGAUGAGCUCUUCAGGAUGGUGGCAGAGAUCUUCAUCCUUUGGUGCAAGUCACACAACUUCAAGCGAGAGGAGCAGAACUUUGUGGUUCAGAACGAGAUAAACAACCUCUCCUUUCUCACAGGAGACAGCAAGACUAAGAUGGCAAAGUCGUUUCUGCCGAAGGCAGGAGGACAGGAUCAGGAGAGGAAGCAUAAGAAGCGACGAGGUGAGUUUUACUCCAUCCAGACUUCGCUCAUAGUGGCUGCUCUGAAGAAGAUGCUGCCCAUUGGCCUCAACAUGUGCACGCCUGGUGACCAGGAGCUCAUCUCAUUGGCCAAGGCGCGCUACAGCCUGAAAGACACAGAUGAAGAGGUCAAGGAUCAUUUGAAGCAGAAUAUGCACCUGCAGGAGAAGUCAGAGGACCCCGCAGUGAGGUGGCAGCUGAACCUGUAUAAGGAUGUAAUAGUGAAGAGCGAAGGGCCUCCUGAUCCUGAGCGAACAGUAGACCGUCUGCAGACUAUCUCUGCUGCAGUGUUCCACCUUGAACAGGUGGAGCAACCACUCAGGUCCAAGAAGUGUGUGUGGCAGAAGCUACUGUCUAAACAGCGUAAGCGUGCAGUAGUGGCCUGUUUCCGUAUGGCACCAUUGUAUAAUCUGCCCAGGCAUCGUUGUAUUAACCUGUUCCUCACGGGCUAUCAGAGAAUAUGGAUAGAGACAGAGACCUACUCUUUUGAGGAGAAGCUAGUGCAGGAUCUGGCAAGGACGCAACGGAAAGUGGAGGAGGAGGAAGAGGAGGUAGCGGAGGCACAGCCGGACCCUCUUCACCAGCUCAUCCUGCACUUUAGUCAUAAUGCUCUGACAGAAAGAAGUUCCCUAGAAGAGGAUCCGCUGUACAUAGCCUACGCAGACAUGAUGGCAAAGAGUUGUGCUGAAGAUGAGGACGAGGAUGAAGAAGGAAAAGAAAAAACUUUUGAGGAAAAGGAGAUGGAAAAACAGAAGACACUGUAUCAGCAAGCCAGAUUACAUGACAGAGGAGCUGCUGAGAUGGUCUUACAGACGAUCAGUGCCAGCAAAGGUCGACUCGGUCCCAUGGUAACCUUCACUCUGAAGCUGGGCAUAUCCAUCCUGAAUGGAGGAAACAUUUUAGUUCAGCAGAAAAUGCUGGACUAUCUAAAGGAGAAGCGUGAUGCUGGCUUCUUCAAGAGUCUCUCUGGACUAAUGCAGUCGUGCAGCGUAUUGGACCUCAAUGCAUUUGAGAGGCAAAACAAAGCUGAAGGACUCGGCAUGGUAACUGAAGAGGGCUCAAUCGCAGUCAACGUGAGGGAGCGGGGUUCCAAGGUGCUCCAAAAUGAUGAGUUCACUAAAGACCUUUUUAGGUUCCUGCAGCUGCUCUGUGAGGGUCACAACAACGAUUUCCAGAACUUUUUAAGGACACAGACUGGAAACACAACUACUGUUAACAUAAUCAUAAGCACUGUGGACUACCUCCUUAGGCUACAGGAGUCCAUCAGUGAUUUUUACUGGUAUUACUCGGGUAAAGAUGUCAUGGAUGAAGCCGGUCAGCGUAACUUCUCUAAAGCCUUGGCUGUGGCCAAGCAGAUCUUUAACUCCCUCACUGAAUAUAUCCAGGGUCCAUGUAUAGGCAACCAGCAGAGUUUGGCUCACAGUAGGUUAUGGGAUGCAGUGGUUGGCUUUUUACAUGUCUUCGCCAACAUGCAGAUGAAACUCUCGCAGGACUCCAGCCAGAUUGAGUUGCUGAAGGAGCUGAUGGAUCUGCAGAAGGACAUGAUAGUCAUGUUGCUGUCCCUUCUGGAAGGUAAUGUUGUAAAUGGAACCAUUGGCAAGCAGAUGGUGGAUACUUUGGUGGAAUCCUCCAGCAACGUGGAGAUGAUCCUCAAAUUUUUUGACAUGUUCCUCAAGCUGAAGGAUCUCACCACCUCUGACAGUUUCAAAGAGCACGACGCUGAUGGCAAAGGUGUCAUCUCAAAAAGAGAGUUCCAGAAAUCAAUGGAGAAUCAGAAGCAGUACUCUCAAUCUGAAAUUGAGUUCCUGCUUUCUUGUGCUGAGGCGGACGAGAAUGACAUGUUCAACUAUGUCGAGUUUGUGAAACGCUUCCACGAGCCUGCCAAGGACAUUGGUUUCAACGUGGCCGUGCUGCUCACCAACCUGUCGGAACACAUGCCCCAUGACUCCCGUCUGGCAGCCUUCCUGAAUCUGGCGGAGAGCGUCCUCAACUACUUUGAGCCAUUUCUGGGCCGCAUCGAGAUCAUGGGUGGUGCCAAAAGAAUUGAAAGAGUUUACUUCGAGAUUAGUGAGUCUAGCAGAACCCAGUGGGAAAAGCCACAAGUCAAGGAAUCCAAGCGUCAGUUCAUCUUUGACGUGGUUAAUGAGGGUGGAGAAUCAGAGAAGAUGGAACUAUUUGUGAACUUCUGUGAGGACACUAUCUUUGAAAUGCAGCUGGCCUCUUUGAUAUCAGAACCAGAUGCCGUGGAGCGGUCGGAAGAAGACGAAGAUGAUUCGCGGAGUGUGGCCGAAGAGCUAGAAGAGGAAGCAGAAGAGAGAACGUUGGAAUCCUUCUCAGCUUUUACCAUGGCUUGUGUAUCCAUGAGGAAGAACCUGUGCAGCCUUCGCAAGCUGCUAACCCUUAAGAGCAUGAAGAAACAAUUCAAGAAGUUCCGUAAGAUGAGUGUGAGGGAGAUGAUCUGUGGCUUCUUCUCUUUCUUCUGGAGGAUCUUCAUCGGCCUCUUCCGCUUCCUCUACAACCUGGUUUGGGGCUUCUUCCACAUCUUGUGGUCCACGCUGUUUGGCGGAGGCCUGGUGGAAGGUGCCAAGAACAUGAAGGUGACUGAUAUCCUGGGCAACAUGCCGGACCCCACUCAGUUUGGUGUCCAUGGAGAUGUUCUAGAGACUGAAAAGCUGGAGGCAAACGAGGCUUGUUUGGUAGCAGAAAUUGGGCAGAUGGCAGAGGGAGACCAAGUGGAAGUAGACCUCAUGUCAGAGCUGUUGAGUAUUCAGCCCAAGAAGGAGGGGGGCAAGCAUGGGGCUGAGCCUGGACUAGGGGAUGUGUCAGAAGUGGUUGGCGUGGAUUCUCCAUCUCUAGCUGCUGCUGUCCGGCAGAAAAAGGCCCAGGAAGCUGCGAGUAAGAAGGCAGUUGAAAGUGAAUCAAAAACAGAAUCCGAGAAAGAUGCAGAGGAUGGGGAGAAGAAGGACCAAGACAAAGGGAAGGAAGAUUCUCUCAUAGAAACCUCAUCAGAUGAAGAGAAAAAGCCAACCAUGCGGAGACCUGGGCAGAAGAAAGGAGAACCAGAGGUCUUCAUGACCAGCUUUUUUGCUGGAUUGGACAUCUAUCAGACUAAGAUUCUGAAUUACUUGGCACGAAACUUCUACAACCUGCGAUUCCUGGCUCUGUUUGUGGCAUUUGCCAUCAACUUCAUUUUGCUUUUCUACAAGGUGACUGGUGAGGAGUCUGAGGAGGUGGAUCCAUGGACAGGGAGAGGUGAAGAGGAGGAUGGUGUGGAGUAUUUUGUUCUGCAGGAAACCACUGGCUACAUGGCGCCUACACUUCGCUUCUUAGCGGUGCUACAUACUGUCAUUUCCUUCCUCUGUGUUGUGGGAUAUUACUAUCUGAAGGUACCCUUGGUGGUUUUUAAGCGGGAAAAGGAAAUCGCCAGGAAACUUGAGUUUGAUGGUCUUUAUAUCACUGAGCAGCCUUCAGAUGAUGACAUCAAAGGGCAAUGGGACAGACUUGUGAUUAACACACCAUCCUUCCCCAAUAACUACUGGGACAAGUUUGUCAAACGCAAGGUAAUAAAUAAGUAUGGAGACCUGUACGGGGCAGAGCGGAUUGCCGAGCUUCUUGGUCUAGACAAGAGUGCUCUGGACUUCAACCCCACUGAAGAGGCCAUCGCAAAAGAGGCCUCCCUGGUGGCCUGGUUAAGUUCCAUCGACACCAAGUAUCAUAUUUGGAAGAUGGGUGUGGUGUUCACAGACAAUUCUUUCCUGUACCUGGUGUGGUACACAACCAUGUCCAUCUUGGGACACUACAACAACUUCUUCUUUGCUGCUCACCUGCUAGACAUUGCCAUGGGUUUCAAGACCUUGAGGACCAUCCUCUCUUCCGUCACCCAUAAUGGCAAACAGCUGGUGCUGACUGUGGGUCUGCUGGCUGUAGUAGUGUAUCUUUACACCGUGGUGGCAUUCAACUUCUUCCGGAAGUUCUACAACAAGAGCGAAGAUGAGGAUGAGCCAGACAUGAAGUGUGAUGAUAUGAUGACUUGUUAUCUUUUCCACAUGUAUGUGGGAGUGCGUGCUGGUGGUGGAAUAGGUGAUGAGAUCGAGGACCCCGCGGGGGACCCCUAUGAGCUUUACCGCAUUCUCUUUGACAUCACCUUCUUCUUCUUUGUCAUCGUUAUCCUUCUGGCCAUUAUCCAAGGUUUGAUCAUUGAUGCAUUUGGAGAAUUGAGAGACCAGCAAGAGCAAGUCAAAGAGGACAUGGAGACCAAAUGUUUCAUCUGUGGUAUUGGAAAUGACUACUUUGACACCACUCCACAUGGCUUUGAGACACACACCUUACAAGAGCACAACUUGGCCAACUACCUGUUCUUCCUCAUGUAUCUUAUAAACAAGGAUGAAACCGAGCACACGGGCCAGGAGUCUUAUGUGUGGAAAAUGUACCAGGAGCGAUGCUGGGACUUCUUCCCAGCUGGAGACUGCUUCCGGAAGCAGUACGAGGACCAGCUGGGCUGAAGCGACUGCGCUUCCAACCCACCAGCCUCUCCUCUGAGCCGAGAGCCACACACCAACUGCUCCACUCAUCCUUUUGCAUUCAAACCACUGAUAUUUUCCAACCACUCAAGAAAUUGGCCUUCUCUUUUACUUGCCAACAUGCAGAAAGAGUCCGGAUGCCAGUAUUUCUUUUUCUACUAAGGAACUACGUAAUCCAUCAGCGUUUCAAGUCCCAGUUGUUACCUCGGUUAACAGUGCCAAUGUAGAGACAGUCUUGUUAUAGUCAAGCCCUGAUCUCGGGGUUUAGGACGAUUAUGUUUUUCCUUUUUUUUCCUCAGAAAAACAACAACAACAAAAAAACAUGUUGCCUUUCUUCCACAUAACCCUGAAACCAUUGCACAACGUUUUUUUGUUUUUUUUUUGUCUUUUGAAGAACCGCUGGGUUGUGUGGGGUUACUGAACAACAUGUGAGUCUAGUACCCGUCCUUAUAUGCACAAGAAUAUUUUAGUCUUUUGGAGUGAAUGGAGAAGAAUAAACACAUGCCAAAUGUGAAUGAAGAAAUAUCUACUGAGAGAGUACAUGUUCAGAUAUCAUUAAACUGCUUGCUGUUAUGAUGUAUGAGAUGAGAACAAGCCCAGGUAAAAAAAAAAAAAAAAAAAAAAAAUUGGUCAUGCAAUGAAAUGCCUCUUGUCAAGUCUUGAUGAAGUGCCUUACCUUCAUGAGAAGUAAAGCUAUGCAAAAUCAUUUUUGUUUUCAUUAUAUUUUACUCCUGUUUUUUGUUUUUUCUGAAUUAAGCAUAAAACAAAUCCUCAGACUUUCUUUGUGGCUUUUGAGUUUCCGUUUGAAAAGGUACAAAAUAAUUUUAAGUCUUGCCAACAGCAGUGUUGUUGUAAUAAUGAGAAUGCUCACAAUGCAACAAAAACUAAGUCCAGGAUUCUAGCAAACAACCUUAAUUAAAACAAAAAAAAUGGAAACCGCUAUUGUAUGGCUAUUUCUAUGUAGUAGCUUUGCUGAAUUGUGCAUUUCUUUUGAAGGGAAAACAAAGAAACUGAUGCAAUAAACUACUUUUAUUUUG
Messenger RNA from Pygocentrus nattereri (red-bellied piranha), 15963 nucleotides. RefSeq names its product ryanodine receptor 3-like. The record is from RefSeq and is a predicted model, not a curated record. The transcript is spliced from 106 exons. Gene Ontology annotation, molecular function: calcium ion binding; protein binding; ryanodine-sensitive calcium-release channel activity. Bases 245 to 14908 code for a protein of 4887 amino acids. Lineage: Eukaryota; Metazoa; Chordata; Actinopteri; Characiformes; Serrasalmidae. Gene Ontology annotation, biological process: intracellular calcium ion homeostasis; calcium ion transmembrane transport. Gene Ontology annotation, cellular component: sarcoplasmic reticulum membrane; sarcolemma; calcium channel complex.